Messenger RNA from Sipha flava (yellow sugarcane aphid), 2552 nucleotides. RefSeq names its product glutamine--fructose-6-phosphate aminotransferase [isomerizing] 2-like. Gene Ontology annotation, biological process: fructose 6-phosphate metabolic process; protein N-linked glycosylation; carbohydrate derivative biosynthetic process. Gene Ontology annotation, molecular function: carbohydrate derivative binding; phosphatidylinositol binding; L-glutamine:D-fructose-6-phosphate transaminase (isomerizing) activity. Bases 477 to 2552 code for a protein of 691 amino acids. NCBI's taxonomy places the organism in Eukaryota, Metazoa, Arthropoda, Insecta, Hemiptera, Aphididae. The record is from RefSeq and is a predicted model, not a curated record. The transcript is spliced from 15 exons.
GAGCCGGCCGAUAGGUUAUCUGACGGGACGGCGGAACAAUGAUAUUACAACGUACGCGUGGAUGAGUUGUAUUAAACAUUUCGAACGGUUAAGAGGAGAAAAAAUGACGGCGACUACAGCUGGAAAGGAACGUGGAUGGCGUUAACGGACAGGGUUACGCGGGGACAACAGCUGGGCGUGUGAUAAGACCGGGACCGGUAGACCUUCGCACCGGCGAAACCUUUCACGUGUUAGUUCGCGAUUUGACUGGCAGAGCGUAUCGCUCGAGGGCACCCACUACGCGUCUAGCCACGUUGUUGCGCCGCCGCCGCCGUGUCGUCGUCACUUGAAUGUUGUCGGUGCGCUCACGCCACAAGGCGCGGGCCGCGGUGGUAGUGGGGUUCCGUCCCGCCAACACGCGCACCGUUUAAAUACGUCCAAUCCAUCCCCGGUGCACGUCAAUCCACGUCCGUACGCUCCGGAACCUGCCUUCAAAAAUGUGUGGAAUUUUUGCUUAUCUCAAUCAUUUAACACCCAAAUCUAGAGAAGAGAUAAUAGUUCUUCUUGUAAAUGGUCUCAAGAGAUUAGAAUAUAGAGGAUAUGAUUCAGCUGGUAUUGCUUUCGAUGGACCUGAUGGUAAGGAUAUAAUGAUAGUGAAGAAAGAGGGAAAAGUUGUUGCCCUUGAAGAUGAAUUACUUUCUUUGAAAGAUCAGCUUGAUUAUGAAGAAAUCCAAAACAGUCACGUUGGUAUUGCACAUACACGUUGGGCUACUCAUGGUGUUCCCAGCAGUGUUAAUUCACAUCCUCAACGAUCGGACAAAGAACAAGUAUUUUGUGUGGUCCAUAACGGAAUAGUAACUAAUUAUAAAGAAGUAAAAGCAUUUUUGGAACGCAAAGGAUAUUAUUUUGAAUCAGAAACUGACACUGAAGCUAUUGUAAAACUUGUACAUCAUAUUUACACACAACACCCAAAUUUAUUAUUUAGAGAAUUAGUCGAACAAGCCAUUCAGCAAUUAGAAGGGGCAUUUGCAUUGUGUUUCAAAAGCAAACUGUUUCCCGAUGAAUGCGUUGCAACUAGAAGAGGAAGUCCACUUCUUGUCGGUAUUAAGUCCGACACUCGGUUGGCCACUGAUCACAUUCCAAUCCUCUAUAGCAAAGAUUCGAUAGACGGAGAGUCUUUUUCAUUAACAGAACAUCGUUACAUUCGUGGCGACAAAAUGUCUAUUCCUAUUCCAUUGCCUCGUCAAGAGAGUACAUCUGAAUUCCAUCCACUAGGAGACAAAGAAGAAGUUGAGUAUUUCUUUGCAUCAGAUGCUAGUGCUAUUAUAGAACACACAAAUCAAGUUAUUUACUUGGAGGAUGAUGAUGUUGCUGCUGUUAGAGAUGGACGGCUAACUAUUCAUAGAAUGCGCAUGUCUACGGAUGAUCCUCAUGCCAGAGAGAUCACUACUCUUAAAAUGGAAAUUCAACAAAUUAUGAAAGGCAAUUUUAGUUCAUUCAUGCAGAAAGAAAUAUUUGAACAGCCAGAGUCUGUAGUGACAACAAUGAGAGGCAGAGUUAAUUUUGAAAAUCAGACUGUAGUUCUUGGUGGUAUCAAAGAUUACAUUCCAGAAAUAAAACGAUGCCGUCGAUUAAUGAUGAUAGGUUGUGGUACAAGUUUUCAUAGCGCUUUAGCGACACGUCAACUGUUAGAAGAACUUACUGAACUACCUGUUAUGGUUGAAUUGGCUUCUGAUUUUUUGGACCGUUACACACCAGUGUUCAGAGAUGAUGUUUGUUUCUUUUUGUCACAAUCUGGAGAGACUGCUGAUUCUCUUUUGGCUUUGAGAUAUUGUAAACAACGAGGAGCUUUAAUUGUAGGUGUCACAAACACAGUAGGAAGUUCCAUCAGUCGUGAAUCUCAUUGUGGUAUCCAUAUUAAUGCUGGACCAGAAAUUGGUGUUGCUUCCACAAAAGCUUACACCUCACAAUUUAUUUCACUUGUGAUGUUUGGAUUAGUUAUGUCUGAAGAUAGAAUAUCCAUGCAACCUAGAAGAAAUGAGAUCAUCAGAGGUUUAGAGAAUAUAGCCGAUCAAAUUCGUGAAGUAUUGGCAGCUGAUAAAAAAGUGAUGAAAUUAGCUGAAUGUUUAUAUCAAAAAAAAUCAUUAUUAGUCAUGGGAAGGGGUUAUAACUAUGCUACAUGUUUGGAAGGAGCAUUGAAAAUUAAAGAACUUACAUAUCUCCACAGUGAAGGCAUUUUAGCCGGUGAAUUAAAACAUGGACCACUAGCUCUAAUUGACAGACAGAUGCCAAUUAUCAUGAUACUCACUAGAGAUCCAGUGUAUAAAAAAUGUACUAAUGCAUUGCAACAAGUCACUGCCCGUGAAGGACGCCCAAUUGUUAUUUGUGAAAAAGAUGAUGUUGAUACUAAACACUUAGCUUGGCAAACCAUUGAUGUUCCACACACUGUUGAUUGCUUACAGGGAUUGCUGACUGUGAUACCGAUGCAACUAUUGUCUUAUCAUAUCGCAGUAAUGCGUGGCUGCAAUGUUGAUUGUCCCAGGAAUUUGGCCAAAUCAGUGACCGUCGAGUAA